CAUAAGGGAGCAGCUGCCGUUGAGACCUCGCAGCCUGCACUGCUACGUCGCAAACGCAACGCCGAGCACACCGGCGUCAUCUUGUUCGGGAAAAUUCAUCAUGAUGACAUUCGAUGUCAUGCGUGACCUGCUGCGGGCUGCCACCCAUGCGCCAUCUGACCACCCGACGGGCGGCGCUCACACAGUUGAUGAGCUGGCUUUACUCCGAGGCAUCGGUCACGCGAGCAUCGCGUCGCCGCUUCACGUGGAUCCGAGGAACACAGACUGCAUUCUUCUCGGCAAAUGCGCUAUCGCGCAUGACCCAUAUGAAUACGUCGGCUGUUGGGACACCACGUGCCGGAGAGGCCAGUGGGGACUCAUGCUUUUGCUUCGCUGGCUGAACGGUGGAGAACGCCUGGAACUGUCCACCAGGCUCGAGAUUGGCGACUACAAGCACUUGUUCGAAGAGACAAGACUUGCGCUGCGUGGCAACCAUGAGGAAAGCGACCAAGAGGCGGUUGACCUCAGCCGAGUAGCCGGAGUGGCGCUGUAAUACGUAGCGGUAUAGUUCGUCUGCGACCAGUUUUGAUGGGGCGAACUCACUGAUUCGUGUAAACAGGAUUUAGGUGAUCAACUUGAGGAGCAUCAUCAAUUAAAGCU
Dermacentor silvarum is the source of this 639-nucleotide messenger RNA. RefSeq lists its product as uncharacterized. Gene Ontology annotation, molecular function: hydrolase activity. The transcript is spliced from 2 exons. The coding region runs from base 101 to 532 and encodes 143 amino acids. The record is from RefSeq and is a predicted model, not a curated record. Lineage: Eukaryota; Metazoa; Arthropoda; Arachnida; Ixodida; Ixodidae.